AUGCGGGAAGUCGGCGCUCUGCCGCCACUCGCCAACGCUCGGGCUGGCGGGUCAACGGACGCAGCCUUGCUGGAGAUUGAAGAGGUGCUCGGCAUGCGCUACUGUGACCCGAGCCAGAUGACUGCGGUGGCGCUGAGGAACCCUGUCGAUGAAGACGACGAGCGCUUGGAGUACCUUGUCUCUGGCAGGAUUGGCAGUGGUCCCGACGACCGCGGCUUCCACUCCGUAGCUUGGGUUUUUGAUGGCGAUCUCUUGGACCAUGUAGAUGCGGAGGAGGUCAAGUCAGCGAUGCACGCGUACAAAAAUCGGAUGGACAAGGAGUUCGCAGCGCUGGCGGAUGCAUGCGACGCUGACAUGUAG
This is a messenger RNA of Emiliania huxleyi CCMP1516, 360 nucleotides long. RefSeq lists its product as hypothetical. The record is from RefSeq and is a predicted model, not a curated record. Lineage: Eukaryota; Haptophyta; Isochrysidales; Noelaerhabdaceae. The transcript has a single exon. The coding region runs from base 1 to 360 and encodes 119 amino acids.